This is a messenger RNA of Moesziomyces aphidis, 1647 nucleotides long. The record is from the annotation of a GenBank genome assembly. Lineage: Eukaryota; Fungi; Basidiomycota; Ustilaginomycetes; Ustilaginales; Ustilaginaceae.
AUGUCGAAGAUCGCAUCGCGCACCAACACCAUGGGCCUCACUGGCCGGCGGCUGCGCUGGGCCAUCACCGCAACCUCUGUGAUCGGAUUCAGCCUGUUUGGAUACGACCAAGGGCUGAUGUCGGGAAUCAUCACGGGUGUCAAGUUUAACGAGGAGUUCCCUGCCACUGCAGGCACCUCGCACCACGCCACAGUCAUCCAGGGCGCCGUAACCAGCUGCUAUGAGCUCGGCUGCUUUUUCGGAGCCGUCUUCACUCUGCUUCGCGGAGAGAGGAUCGGUCGACGACCGCUCAUGCUCGUAGGUGCCGUACUGAUGAUCAUCGGAACGGUCAUCUCGGUGACCCCAUUCAAAGGACACUGGGCUCUCGGCCAAUUCGUCGUCGGACGAGUCAUCUCUGGACUCGGAAACGGAAUGAACACGGCUACCAUCCCAGUUUGGCAGUCGGAGAUGUCCAAGGCCAAGAACCGAGGUCUGCUCGUCAACCUCGAAGGCGCAGUGAUUGCAUGCGGAACGUUCGUGGCGUACUGGCUCGAUUUUGGGCUGUCGUACGUGCCCAGCAGCGUGCAGUGGCGCUUCCCAAUCGCAUUCCAGAUCGUCUUUGCGGCUAUGCUCUUCGUGGGCGCGUUCAACCUCCCCGAAUCCCCGCGCUGGCUCAUCGCCCGCGGCAGGGACGACGAAGCAAAGCACGUCCUCUUCGCCCUCGAGGGCGAGACGGCCAACAAGGAGGAGAUCGAGCUCGAGGCGCGCAUCAUUCGCGACGCCAUCGAAAAGACCGGCAAACAGGGCGGACUGGGCGAUCUUUUCACCAACGGUAAAACACAGCACUUCCGACGCAUGCUCAUCGGCUCCUCGACUCAGUUCUUCCAGCAAUUCACAGGCUGCAAUGCUUCCAUCUACUAUAGUACGGUUCUAUUCGAAACGUCGCUGCGACAAUCGAGGCGGCUUUCCUUGGUCAUGGGCGGAGUUUUUGCGACGGUAUACGUCAUCUUUACGCUCCCGUCCUUCUUCCUCGUGGAGAGGGUGGGCCGUCGCAAUCUAUUCAUGAUCGGAGCGUUCGGACAGGGCUGCGCAUUCAUCAUCACCAUGGCGUGUCUCGCCGCUCCGGAAACCGUCAGCAACGCCAAGGGUGCCGCGGUGGGUCUCUACCUCUUCAUCGCCAUGUUUGCGUGGACCAUCCUGCCGCUUCCCUGGCUGUACAGUCCAGAGAUCAACCCGCUGCGCACGCGAACCGCCGCCGUCUCGGUCUCGACAUGCACAAACUGGAUUAGCAACUUUGCGGUGGUCAUGUUCACCCCCUUGUUCAUCUCUUCGACGCGAUGGGGUGCGUACCUCUUCUUUGCGCUCGUCAACUUCCUCUGGAUCCCGAUCAUCUUCUUCUUCUACCCCGAAACUGCCGGACGAAGGCUCGAGGAGAUGGAUCUCAUCUUUGCAAAGGCGCACAUCGAGGGCAAGCCGGCGUACCGCAUCGCGAAGCAGAUGCCCAAACUCGAACCUGCCGAGAUCGAGCAGGAGGCUGCAAAGAUCGGUCUGUUCGAGGUGUUGGAGGACCCAGAGGCGUCCGCUUCGACUUCGCCUGGACGAAUCAGCGAUUCCUCCGCUGAAGCAGAAGUCGUCGAUGUAGGAACGAACAAGGAGAAGCCCCAGUAG